CUAACUUUGCCAUUUUGCUGUGUUACUCGCGUAUAACAUGUCACGAUUUGGAAGGUACCCUUUAAACAUUCCUUCACUUACUGAGGCGUUUGCAAAUUUCCAGCAAAAUGUUUCAGGGUCAAACCAGAGACGGGACCGCCAAGACUAUGAUGACAGACGCUUCCGAGAUCGUGAUCGAGAUACAAGGAGAGACGAUGAGUACGGUCGAAGAGACAGCGGUGGUGCUAGAGGGAGAUCUUCGCGGGAGAGGUUCUCGCCAGAACCCUCCUAUUCAUCAUAUUUAGAUGACCAUCGGCAAGGAAGCCAGUCAAAUCUUGUGAGUUAUCCUUUGGGACACUUGAACAGCUCAAGAUCUGAUCGUGGUAAUAACAGGAAUGAUAGAAAUCAUAAUCAAAACAGAGAUCGAUAUCGGAACAACAGCACUAAUAAUCGAUCUCAAGGCAACCGAAGCUCUACUAAUCAGGGACCUGGAAUUUUGGGUGCCAAGCCUGGUGAUCGCUCUGUCCCAGAGCUUCCAUCUAAUCCUUUACAAGUUCCAGCUUUGGGUCUGUCAGGAGGAGGUAAUAACCCAACAGCUGGCUUGACAGCACAGUUGGCUCAGCAACAGCAGCAACUCAUGGCCAUGGUGCAGACUCAGUCACUCUUGGCAGCUAUGCAGGCGCAAGCUAACGCAAAUGCUCAAGCACAGGUUCAGCAAGCGAAGCGUGCCAUGCCAAAUUCUCUAGGAGGGUUACUACCCACACCACUGAUACCAAGGACUGGGGGAAGAGACAUGCAGCGGCAGAACCGUAAGCGUAGAAAUGAUGGAUGGGGUGGAGGUAACUUUGCAAACAAGAGAGAUCGGCCAGAUCGCAAUCGUGGCCAGCAAGGUUUCAACCGUGGAUCAAAUUUUCAAAAUAGAGGCAGGCAGUUUGGAGGAGGAGCACAGAGCCACCAAGCAAAGAAGACCACUGUCACAACCAAAGAGGAGACCAAGGAUGAAGAAGUCAAUGAGGAGGAAGUUGAGGAGGAGGAUGUUGAAGAAGGAGGUGAUAAUGAACAGGAGGUUGAGGAACCACAUGAAGAGGAAAAGCAAGAGCAAGACAGUGUUAAUGAAAGACCUCGUGCAAAUGAAUUCAAUCAGCCACCUCUUCCCAAAUCCACAAACUUUCUUGGAGAAGAUGUUGAUUCUUUGAUGAUCUCUCUGUACGACAGGAAAAGAAACAAGUACAUUUGUCAGGAAUGCAAGAUUAUUUGCAACUUGCCAAUGAGCUUUCAUAAACAUCUUCUUGGAAAGAGACAUGCAAGGACUGUUCUAGAAAGCCGAGGACAGGAAUUUGAGGAUGCAAAGUUCAAGAGUUUUAGUCAGGGGACAACACCAACAGAUAAAUCUGGAACAGAAGAGGUGUCGACUGCUAAUGAAUCUGAUGACAGGGAAAAGCUCAGUGUUGAAGAGGUAUCCAGUCCCUCUGCUCUUCACUCUCCUGGGCCUGACUUCAAUUUAGACUUUGUUAAAUACACAUGUAACACCAGAAAGACAGCCAUGAAAGAAGGAGACGUGGUUACAAUCUCAUCUGUUACACAGUCAAGGGUUCAGAUUGAGGGCUUCACAAGUGGACGAAACAUGUUAGGUUGUGAAUUUGUUAAAGCUGUGUCAGGAUUUAACUGCCGCCUUUGCAAAGCAUUCAUCCGCUGUGGAAAUGAUGUGAUUACUCACAUCAAAGGCAAGAAACAUCAAAAGAACUAUCAAACAUAUGCCCAGGAACACCCACAGUAUGAAGAUCACCAGCUAUUGCGAAAUAAAGAGUUAGAGCAAGUGUUGGAACCUAAGGAGGGAGAAGAAGUAGUGCUAUAUGAAGUACUUGAUAAAGACAUUAAAUCAAGCUCUUCAAAGCAGAGGAGCCAUCGCAAGGAUUCACAGAGUGAACAACAGCCAGAGGUACCAAUAACAAAAUUUGUGGUAGCCCCAGAGGGUUAUGAUGAAGACUCCCAAUUGCAGAUCAACUGUGAAGCUGCAGAUGUACAUUUAGACCUUGGAGACCUUGAUAACAUUAAUGAGGACUCACUUUUGGCAGACCAAAGCGGAGAUGAACAUGGAGAAAGUACUUUAGAAGAAAAGUUUCCUAUAUUCGGCCAGAUAGAACAGUUUGGAGACGAGGAAGUGCCGGAAAGUGACUUGUCAUUAUCAGGAACAACACCACAACUUGAUGAUGUGGAAGACUUCACUCCAAUGGCCACAGAUGAAUCUGUGAACAACGAAGAGAUUGAAAGCCCAAUACCACCCGUCUCCAUCUCUCCCGGUCAAAACGUCGAGCUUGUGGAGCCAGAGACACCGACGAGUUCACAGGAAGAGGUCGAGGAGUCGCCCCCUGUAAGAGAAACUACCCCUACUGGAAGGCGUGGCCGGAAGAAUGCUAGGGGAGGAGCCGGUAGAGGGGGGACAGCACGUGGACGAGGGCGCGGUCGAGGAACAAAACGGGGCACCAGAGCUGCGACAGGUGCAGGCAAGUCUUCAAAAGCUAAAAAAGCGAAAGUAGAAGUAGCUCCAGAGAAUGAUGAUAUGGACUUAAUGGAGGGAUUUGAAAUAAUAGACGAGAUUGGCGAUGCUGAAGAUUAGAAAAGUAAAAAGCCACAAACUUUGUUAAUUUCUGCAAAGUCAUGAAGUAAUGAGUAUUUUUAUGGUGUAAUGCUUCUUUCGUAACUCUUCGUUGCUUUAAUGGAACCACCUUUCUCUUUUAUUUCGGGUUUAAAUUCUGUUGAGCUCAAAUAUUGUGUAAAAGAAUUUGUUUCAAGAGUUUGACACAUUCACUGAGUUGUUCUGGUGUUAGCAUAUCUGUUACUUGCCUUUUAAAAAAAUUAAGCACUUGUAAUGAUGCGGUAUUUAAGCAAGGUUAUCAUGGCAAACUCUCCAGAUGUAAGCCUAACAGUUUUGAUCAUUGUCUAGUUUUGUUUAAACUUUUGCUUAAAGCAAUAAUUAACAUAUAUUGAGUACCAACUCAACUUGAUUUUUGGAUCGUAAGUUUAACUUCUAUUGAUAUUACAAUUGGAGUAAUCCCAUUAAUAUUGGUAAUAAGAAAUUUUCACCAGCUAAAGAAGCUCUUGAUUGGUAAACAAUUUCUACUUGUCAGCACCUUGAAGAGCUUCUUUAAUAAUGAUCAUUUCCUUCAUUAUCAUGGCGCUUAUGUUUGAUGUAGGGUGAUAAUGUAAGUUGAACUAGCUGCUAUGAGAAGCCCAGCAAUGGGCUCCUAAUGCCAGUCACUUUAAGGGGUCAAAGUGUUGAACCUCGCGCUGACGAAAACUGGCCACCAACCAAUGUUUUUUACCCUCUCCAAAAAUACUUGAAAUGUGGCACUAUUUGAUAAUAUUGUGCUGCUAUGCGUAAUGAAUAUUUCUUCUUUUCGAACAGAUGAAA
Molecule: messenger RNA, 3391 nt
Organism: Pocillopora verrucosa
Lineage: Eukaryota; Metazoa; Cnidaria; Anthozoa; Scleractinia; Pocilloporidae
Molecular function (GO): nucleic acid binding; zinc ion binding
Source: RefSeq, a predicted model, not a curated record